AUGAAGAAAGUGGAUCCCACCACCAUCACUUGGUGGAAUGCUUGGGUUGGACUCAAGUUGCGCCCCAAGGGUGAGUUUCUAGCUUGUAAAGAGGGUGAUGAGAGGAGGGGCACAUCUGAAGCAGGAGAGAUGGAGAGGGGGAGUGGGGCAAUGACUGGGUGGGCAAAGAUGGAGGCGAAGAUCAGGUGGAAGAUCUAG
Messenger RNA from Prunus armeniaca (apricot), 198 nucleotides. The record is from the annotation of a GenBank genome assembly. Lineage: Eukaryota; Viridiplantae; Streptophyta; Magnoliopsida; Rosales; Rosaceae.